AUGGCUAGGGGUCCAACAAACGAAGUGAAUGGGUUACCUAAGGCGGUAUUAGAGAAGCACGAGUCGGCCUUGCUGAUGCUGCUCGGGUUCGGUGGGUUUUCCAUCAUACUUGCCAUGUUGCAUAACGCCGUACGUAAACACAUCUUCCACGACGAACACAACUUGGACACGACGUUUGACGCCGGCGGAAACGUUAGUAUGAGUCUGACGGCUGUCACUGUUGCGUCACAGCUGUUCUGGCCCGGGGACAUCCUUCACAGUGCUACACUUACUACCAAGAACGGAAUCGCCGGACCUUUCUGGUAUGCUGUUGGAAUCAUGAUCAACAUCUUCAUCUUCCCCAUAUUCUCAGUGAAGUUUAAGACCCGCGCCCCGGGAGCCAAGACCUACCUACAGGUUAUCCAUGCCAGAUUUGGAAAAACAGCACACAUCGUCUUCUGUUGUUUUGCUCUUCUUACGAACCUGGUCAUCAUGAUCGGCCUGUUAUUGGCUGGACGGGCUACAAUCCAGUCACUCACUAAGGACGCGUCGGACGAAUUCUGUUUACUUGUGAUGGCCACCCUGUUUGGGUCCUACUCUCUGAUUGGUGGAAUUGGAACAACAUUCUAUGUCUCCUAUUUUAACGCCUGUCUCGUGUUUACGCUUUUAAUAGUGUUUGUUGUCAAAAUCCUCCAUAGCGAGAGUGAAUUUGAUAAUAUUGGUGACGUCACUAAAAUGUAUAAUGUUAUUUCUUGCGUAAAAGGACCAAAAGAGAACGCUGAAUAUAGUUUCAUCACUUUCCGGUCUGGAGUAGCCCUUUUGUAUGGCGUCAUUGAAGUUUUUGUAUCAUCUGCUGUUACAUACUGCGAUCAAGCGUCUUGGCAGAGCAGAAUCGCCGCCAAACCUGUUCAGGGCGUAUGGGGAUUCAUUCUGGCCGGCUUUAUGUGGUUCUCCAUCCCUUCAACUAUGGCAACCACAACAGGCAUGGCCUACAUUGCCCUUAGUGCCGAAAAUGGCACACAUCUCCUCAACAACGGUCAGCUAGAUCAAGGGUUAGUGACCCCAUUGAUCGCUGAGAAGAUUCUUGGAUCUGCUGGUGGCAUCCUGAUUCUAACGAUGGGUGCUAUGGCUCUGAUGUCGACAGGAUCUGGCGAGGUGAUGGCUAUAUCAUCUAUUGUUGUCUACGACAUCUACCAGACCUACGUCAGGCCGUUCCGUCAGGGAUUAAAAAGGACUCACUGUGUGUUAUGUGGUCGUACCAAGAAGCAGACUAUAACAGCUACAUAUGCAAACGACUCUGAACGUGACUUGCUUUGCCAGUGCCGUAGCGUUAGUCGAUGUCACCACUGUGUUGAGGACAUGCGCAGAGUGAACCGGAAGUCAGCUUCGGGUAUACAACCCCAUUAUCAGUGUCCGGUUCACGGUCGGUACCGUGAGUACCAGGACUACUUGAUCGAGUUUAAGAACUGGUGUAUUAUAUGGGUUACUAUUUCCAUCAUACCUCUUGGACUUAUCAUAUUUGAAACCGGUAUCGACCUCAACUGGAUAUUCUACUCUGGGGCCAUCCUCACCAUCCCGUGUUUCCCACCCGUCAUGCUGUCCAUCCUGUGGGUUAAGGCGACGUCGAAGGGACUUGUGUCAGGUGGGCUUGCUGGACUGUUUCUGGGUGUGACGGCUACACUGGCAGCCGCGUCCAUGUACGAGGGGGGACUCAGCAACUUCCUUCUCAACACCGUACAAGACUAUACCAUUCUAGCUGGCACCUGCUGCAGUUUUGGAGCUAGUUUGAUUGGCUGCAUAGUUGUGUCUUUAUUCACCAAUCAAAUUAAAACGAGUUCUGACGAAGAUAUUGAGUGGCAGAAGUUGUAUGAUAUAGACAACCCGCUGAAUCCGUGGGAACUCAACUACCGCGAGGAGCUUAAGGGUCUCCAUUAUGAUACCAAACCAACCUUCGAGCAAAUGUCUUCUACUUUCCGCAAGGCCAAGAUGACGGCCUAUAUUGGCGGGACGUGCAGCAUCGUCGUCGUCGCCUUCAUUAUUCCUGGUAUCAUGGCCAGUUUCCCGAUGAUGGACGAGACACAGUUUGUAGUGUGGUUCGGGUUUACGCAGGCCUGGGCCGUCAUCAUGGCUCUCGUCGUUAUCAUCGCCCCGCCAGCAGAAGAAAUUACCCGUAUCGUCAGACAAUAUCGAGUGAACAAGGAGCGACAAAAGGAUUACACGAACGGUUGUCUAGAGGAACAACCAAUGAGCGAAAUCACGGAUAAAACUCUGUUAGACGGAAGUACGCCAGUAGCAAAGUUAUAG
Ylistrum balloti is the source of this 2283-nucleotide messenger RNA. RefSeq lists its product as uncharacterized. Gene Ontology annotation, molecular function: urea transmembrane transporter activity. The record is from RefSeq and is a predicted model, not a curated record. Gene Ontology annotation, cellular component: plasma membrane. The coding region runs from base 1 to 2283 and encodes 760 amino acids. Gene Ontology annotation, biological process: urea transmembrane transport. The transcript is spliced from 7 exons. NCBI's taxonomy places the organism in Eukaryota, Metazoa, Mollusca, Bivalvia, Pectinida, Pectinidae.